Messenger RNA from Phasianus colchicus (ring-necked pheasant), 2909 nucleotides. RefSeq names its product NF2, moesin-ezrin-radixin like (MERLIN) tumor suppressor (gene NF2). Gene Ontology annotation, molecular function: actin binding. The record is from RefSeq and is a predicted model, not a curated record. Gene Ontology annotation, cellular component: cytoskeleton. NCBI's taxonomy places the organism in Eukaryota, Metazoa, Chordata, Aves, Galliformes, Phasianidae.
CGAGACGCCGUUCUGAGGCUGGGCUCGGCGCGGCCCGGAGCCGCUGCCGCCGCCAUGGCGCUGCCCCCGCGGCGCGGCCCCCGGCGCUGAGCUCUUCCCACGCCAUGGCCGGGGCCAUCGCGUCCCGCAUGAGCUUCAGCUCGCUCAAACGGAAGCAGCCCAAGACCUUCACGGUGCGAAUCGUCACCAUGGACGCCGAGAUGGAGUUCAGCUGCGAGGUGAAGUGGAAAGGCAAAGACUUGUUUGACCUGGUAUGCAGAACGCUGGGACUCCGAGAAACAUGGUUCUUUGGCCUGCAGUAUACUAUCAAGGACACGGUGGCUUGGCUUAAAAUGGACAAGAAGGUUCUGGAUCAUGAUGUGCCAACAGAGGAACCUGUCACCUUUCACUUCCUAGCCAAAUUUUAUCCUGAGAAUGCAGAGGAGGAGCUGGUCCAGGAGAUCACACAGCACUUGUUCUUCUUGCAGGUGAAGAAGCAGAUUUUGGAUGAGAAGAUCUACUGUCCUCCUGAAGCUUCUGUCCUCCUGGCCUCUUAUGCAGUCCAAGCCAAGUAUGGUGAUUAUGAUCCCAACGUCCACAAGCGAGGCUUUCUGGCACAGGAGGAGUUGCUUCCAAAGCGGGUAAUAAACUUGUACCAGAUGACUCCAGAGAUGUGGGAGGAAAGGAUUACAGCCUGGUAUGCAGAGCAUCGAGGCAGAGCAAGAGAUGAAGCAGAAAUGGAGUAUUUGAAGAUAGCUCAGGACUUGGAGAUGUAUGGAGUGAACUAUUUUGCAAUUAGGAAUAAAAAGGGUACUGAACUGCUCCUUGGAGUCGAUGCUUUGGGUCUUCACAUUUAUGACCCAGACAACAGGUUGACCCCUAAAAUCUCCUUUCCGUGGAAUGAGAUCCGGAAUAUCUCCUACAGUGAUAAAGAGUUUACAAUUAAGCCAUUGGACAAAAAGAUCGAUGUGUUCAAAUUCAAUUCAUCAAAGCUGCGUGUGAAUAAGCUGAUUCUUCAGCUGUGUAUUGGAAACCAUGAUCUUUUCAUGAGGAGGAGAAAGGCCGAUUCAUUGGAGGUGCAGCAGAUGAAAGCACAGGCCAGGGAGGAGAAAGCCAGGAAGCAGAUGGAACGACAGCGCCUGGCCCGAGAGAAGCAAAUGAGAGAAGAGGCUGAAAGGACAAGGGAUGAGCUGGAGAGAAGGCUGAUGCAAUUAAAAGAAGAAGCAACAAUGGCCAACGAGGCCCUGAUGAGGUCUGAAGAAACAGCUGAUUUGCUGGCUGAGAAGGCUCAGAUCACGGAGGAGGAGGCCAAGCUCCUGGCUCAGAAAGCAGCAGAGGCUGAGCAAGAGAUGCAGCGAAUCAAAGCCACGGCCAUCCGGACGGAGGAGGAGAAGCGACUGAUGGAACAGAAGGUGCUAGAAGCAGAGAUGUUGGCACUGAAAAUGGCGGAGGAGUCAGAGAGGAGGGCAAAGGAGGCUGAUCAGCUAAAGCAAGACCUUCAGGAGGCUCGAGAGUCUGAGCGGAGAGCAAAGCAGAAGCUUUUGGAAAUCACUAGCAAGUCAUCCUACACGCAGUCCAUGAACUCCAGCACAACAGCACUGCCAACCGACCUGCCGAGCUUCAACCUCAUCAGUGAGAGCCUGUCCUUUGACUUCAAGGAUACAGACAUGAAGAGGCUGUCCAUGGAGAUCGAGAAAGAGAAGGUAGAGUAUAUGGAGAAAAGCAAGCACCUGCAGGAGCAGCUGAAUGAGCUGAAGACUGAAAUCGAGGCGCUGAAGCUGAAGGAGAGAGAGACAGCUCUGGAUAUAUUGCACAACGAGAAUGCCAGCCGAGGCAACAGCAAGCACAACACUAUUAAAAAGCCUCAAGCCCAGGGCAGAAGACCUAUCUGCAUUUGAGACUUCAAACUCACCCUACAGAGCACCAAGUCCCGCGUGGCCUUCUUCGAGGAGCUCUAGGAGGUGACCAGCCCUGAGGAGUGGGGUUCCCAUCCCACGGCCCCGCACCGCCCCGAUGCCUGCUGCUCCCACCUGGGCUAUGGACUGGGAUCUUCUCCUCUUAGCAUCUCCCAGUUUGAGUUUUCCCCAUGUUCUCUUGUCCUUUUUUUUUUUUUUUUUUUGCCCUUAUUUUUCUACCUGCUCUACUCUGUCUCGGCCCCCCAGGCUUUGUCCUCCACGAGGAGGACAAAAGAGGUUUGGAUCGCAGCGCACUGAGGAGCGGAUGGGGCACUGCUGGCACCUGGAGCACAUGCAGGGAGAGGAGGAGAGCACGAAGGCUGAAGCUGUGCUGGGGAGAGGAGAAAGGGGCAGGAAGACCUCCUCCUCCUCUGCAGGCAGGAAGGAGAACAACCCAUGCCGACCACCUAUAGCCUUUUUUUCCCCACAGACUGUGCCAAACACGGGCAGUGUGAGGCUGUGGGUCUGUCCAACCUCUACCUGCUCUGUGCCUUUCCAGGAGCUCCCUUACCAGCUCCACCUCACCACUGCCCUGUUUCAGUUCCCUAUUUAGGGUAAGCAGGCCGAGGUGCUGACAGCACCCAAACCCCCCUGGGGACUCCUGUUGUCUCCCCCACAGGCCCCUGUCCACGGCUGGGCUCUGGGUCUGCCUCCAUCCCUGUGUCCCCAUGCAAAGCAUCACCCUGCAAAGGCCCAGGGCGCCCAGUUCCUGGCAGCAGGGGCUGACCAUGCGGUGCCUCCACCCCACGGUGCCCUGAUCCCUUUUAUUUAAGCACGCUGUGUGUAUCAGCUCCCUGCCCAAUGCGUGCCUGCAAUUUGGAUGGGUUCUCCCCUGACCCCGGUACAGCCUUUUUCUAUUCCCACGGAUUGUUGUACUCCUAAGAAAUAACGGGUUUCUCGUUUGUUUUAAUAAAAAUUCAAAGCGGGAGGAGGGGGAGCUGCUGCUCGCUCAUCUCUUCCUCGCUCCCUAAGACU